Penicillium manginii is the source of this 1695-nucleotide messenger RNA. RefSeq names its product kleisin alpha. Bases 1 to 1695 code for a protein of 564 amino acids. Gene Ontology annotation, biological process: replication-born double-strand break repair via sister chromatid exchange; synaptonemal complex assembly; mitotic sister chromatid cohesion. The record is from RefSeq and is a predicted model, not a curated record. Gene Ontology annotation, molecular function: chromatin binding; protein binding. The transcript has 3 exons. NCBI's taxonomy places the organism in Eukaryota, Fungi, Ascomycota, Eurotiomycetes, Eurotiales, Aspergillaceae. Gene Ontology annotation, cellular component: synaptonemal complex; cohesin complex.
AUGUUCUAUUCCGAGACUCUCCUGUCCAAGACCGGGCCACUGGCCCGCGUCUGGCUGUCCGCCAACAUUGAGCGCAAAUUGUCCAAGUCGCAUAUUCUGCAGUCCGAUAUUGAGGGCAGUGUCAGCGCCAUUGUUGAUCAGGGUCAGGCCCCUAUGGCUCUACGACUGAGUGGUCAACUGCUGCUGGGCGUCGUUCGCAUUUACAGCCGUAAAGCGCGUUAUCUCCUGGACGAUUGUAACGAAGCUUUGAUGAAGAUUAAAAUGGCAUUCCGUCUUACAAACAAUAAUGAUUUGACAACAACUGUGGUCGCGCCGGGCGGUAUUACGCUUCCCGAUGUGCUGACCGAGUCUGAUCUUUUUACCAACCUUGACACCUCACUUCUUUUCCCGCAAAACCUCAACUUGGAGUCCGAUGGAAAGCAUGCUGCUGGUAAGGAUUUUGCAAGCAGCCAGAUCGUCCCUGACAGCAGCUACCGUCGCUCCGUCUCCCAAGAACCUGCCCGCCUUGAAGACCACACCCUCGUUGACUUGGACCUGGGUGAGGAUGAGCUGCCCCUCGGAAUGGAUAGAUCUAUGGAAAUCGGUCGAGACGCUCCCCCGGCCCGCCCAAUGGAAGACGAUUACAUCAACGACUCUGGAAAGCUUAUUGAUAACGACCUGGAUCUCGACUUUGGCGAUGACGAUGCCCCGCUCGAUAAGAUGGAUAUGGGCGUCGAUGCUCACGACAACCUCGACAACCUUCUGCAUGACGAUGGAAUGGACCUAGGUGGCGAUGAUUUCGGUGGUCAAACCCCACCUCCUGUCGAGAACCGCCUCCGCUCAGAAAGCCCUCUCUCAGAUGCUGGCUCCGACCAGAUGCACCAGCUCGAGGAAGAGUUCAACCACCACGAUACCACUGCCGAGCCCGAAGCUGGCAAACAGACCCAGCGGGCCAAGCGCCAAAAGCUCGUGCGCUGCAAGACGACCGCUCUGCCAUUACCAACCCCCCCUGCCUAUCUGCCCCGUGACCCUGUCUUCCUCACCCUUAUCAACCGCCAGCAGAACGGCGAGUUUGUCUCAAGCAUUUUCGGCGGCGAGAGCAACCGUGGCUGGGCCCCUGAAAUCCGCGGUCUGCUGUCACUCGACUCCGUUAAGAAGGCCGGUGAGCUCAAGCGCAAGCGUGAUAGCGGCAUCUCCGACAUGGACCUGGCGGGUGCUGAAGUUCCCACCCUGGAACUCGGUGAUGACGAGGCUAUUGUUGCCGACGAUGAAGGCAUCGCUCUCGACACAACCCUGAACCAGCACGCAGAGAUUGACUUCCCCGGUGACGCCAGCAACUCGGAGCUGCAAUUCAACGACGAUGAUGGCAUGAGUCACACCGUCGAUGAUCUCGAGGACACCAUUCGUCCCGUCGACAACGAGCCCGUCUCCAUGGGCACCAAGCAUGCCGUUCACAUUCUCCGCGAGCGUCUCGGCGACUCCGAACAGAAGAAGAGCGUUCUCUUCCAGGACAUGCUUCCCGAGCAGCGAUCUAGCAAGGCCGACGCCACCAAGAUGUUCUUCGAGGUCCUGGUGCUGGCCACUAAGGAUGCUGUCAAGGUGGAACAGGGUUCCAAGACCAUUGGCUCCGCGCUGAAGAUCGGCGGUAAGCAGAACCUGUGGGGUUCGUGGGCCGAGGAGAAUGCCGCGGCUAGCCAGCUGGCGCAAGUCCUGUAA